GUUCUUUCUUCAGGUUGUGUGGAGGAGAAUUGUGAACCGAGAAGAAGAAGAUGGGUGGCGGUGCCUUGGCGCCAUGGCUGCCGUUGCCAAUCCCUUCCCACCAUAGACCCACUAAGCUUUAUUAUACUGGUUGUACUAAAUCAACGCCACGGCCUCGUUUUGGUUGCUUCAGUUCAAUGGUUUCUCAAGCCGAACAAACACAACCAUCUUCCUCGGCGGCCCCGGUUCCCUCCUCCUCCUCCACCUACCGCCCGGCUGUCAUUCUUCCGGGCUUGGGAAACAAUACGAGUGAUUAUGAGAAAUUAGCUCUGAUACUAAAGGAUUAUGGUAUUCCGACGGUGGUUCUGAAGGUUUCUAGAAUCGAUUGGUUGAGGAAUGCUGCUGGUUUGCUUGAUCCUAAUUACUGGCGCGGCACUUUGCAGCCACGCCCUGUUCUUGAUUGGUACUUUAAGAAGUUGGAUGAAGCUGUUAGUGAGGCAAAUGAAUUAGCCCAAGGUGGUCCCUUGUCUUUUAUUGGACAUUCAGCUGGAGGAUGGCUAGCCCGAGUAUAUAUGAAAGAAUUUGAAUUCUCUAAUAUCUCCCUAUUACUGACACUAGGAACACCACAUCUCCCUCCACCAAAGGGAUUGCCAGGAGUUGUUGAUCAGACAAGGGGCCUUUUGUACUAUGUGGAAGAGCAUUGCCCAAAAGCUGUCUAUACACCAAAACUUAGAUAUGUAUGUAUCGCUGGGAGGUUUAUUGAAGGAGCUCGGUUUUUUGGCCCAAGUGAUGGUGUUUCUGCUGUGGAAGUAAGCAUUGAGGAACAAAAUUCGGAGAUUGCUGCUGUGAACGCAACGAAACCAUCAGCUCCCACCUUCCGAGCUCGUUUUGUUGGUCAAGGAUACAAGCAGGUUUGUGGCCAAGCAGAUACCUGGGGUGAUGGAGUCGUGCCGGAAAUAUCUGCACAUCUUGAGGGCGCAUUGAAUGUUACUCUAGAUGGAGUGUAUCACUCACCUGUCGGCUCCGAUGAUGAGACGAGACCAUGGUAUGGCUCUCCUGAAGUUGUUAAGCAAUGGAUUCACCAUCUGCUGAACUAGUCUUGUAAUUAUAGAUCCCUGAAAGGGAGAACAUUGUUUGUGUUAAUAGCUUUGUCCAUUUGAUUCUUUGGCUAGUUGUUACAUUGUUUCUGCUGUUUCUGCUCCACUGAUGGAGUCGGUAUAAAAUGAGGAAAAUGUACAAAAAAAUUUACAAAAUCUUCUUCACGGUAGUGAAUACUGUCUUUGUUAUAUUAGACUCGGAUGUCUUCAAAGGAUAUUGCAUUGUAUAUCGAAUAAAUGUGUUUCACAUACACAGUAGUGAAGAAAUGAAGGGUUCAAAUCAUAUCAAUCUAAUCAGGCGUAGGAAAAAUUGUAAGAGCCAACAUAAGUUUUGUUUGGUAAAAGGUUGGAAUAACUCAUAGGGCAUUCUCUGUUACAUCCUCAAUGAAACAUCUCAUGGAAGUAUAGGAUGAUCCUCCUUCCUUUAGGACAGAAUGACUCUUAGCUUGCAUUUGCUUCACCUUCUUUCUCACUUCACCCUCUGGUUCCAUAACAAGCCUAAUCCCUUUUUCAAUCAAAUCUGCGCUCACAUCUUCGCUGUUCAACUCCGGUGUUGCCUGAGCAUGCCUCCUAUAGUCCAUUUUAAUCUCCACUGACAUCUCCAAAUCCUUCACUAGCAGAAACGCAUUCACCUGCUGCUCAGCGUAAAGCGGCCAAGUCGCGACCGGCACGCCAAACCAUAUACUUUCAAGCGUAGAAUUCCAUCCACAAUGCGAAACAAAACCUCCCACUGCAGGAUGUGACAAAACGGCAACCUGAGGCGCCCAUCCGAUUAUCUUUCCCUUGUCAGAGUUCCGCUGCAAAAACCCUUCUGGCAAUACUUCUCCCAAGUUCUCACAGUCUUCAGGGUAUGCAAAUUUGCCUGGAGGAGGAGGUUUUCUCAAUGACCAUAAGAACCGGUAACCGGAAUGCUCGAGCGCGUUCGCGAUUUCCUUCACUUGUUCACCAUCAAAUGCUCCUCCGCUUCCAAAACAAAGGAACACAACAGAUGAAUCAGGUUGAACAUCCAACCAUUUAAUAAUACUCUGUUCAUCUUCUUGCUGCUCAUUCCCUUUCCCUCCUUUAAGCUUCAACAAAGGUCCAAUUGCGUAAACAGGCGGGAUGUUACUAUCAUUACUCAAAGCCUCAAUAGCUUGAGUUUCCAACUCUUUGAACGAGUUGAUUAAGAUUCCCUUAGCCUCCCUGCAUCUCUUAGCCUGAUCAAGAAACACCUUGCCGCCUCCUUCUUUGUCGAAAAAAACAGAGGGCAAAACGCUGGUCGGAACAUGAUUGAUAAAACUCGGAACAUCUAGAGCAGUGCUUUCUUCCAAAACCUUAAAAUCUGUCACAUCUACAUUCUGAUCAUCUCUUAAGCUUUGGAUAUGUAACGUAAGGCCAAGCAUUGAGGCACAAGAAGGAUAAAAAACAUAAAAAGGGACCCCAUUUUCAAUGGCAACAUCAAACAUGGAUGUGCAGAACGCGUCAAAAACCACCCCAGCAAGCUUACAACUCGUAUCGGAAUCGAUUAAUCCAGUGAGGAUUUCUCGGACAUGAGGCUCAUGGCUAUCAACAAAUCGGAAGAAAAACAUGUUACCUGAUAACAUUUUUGAAGGGUCGGUUACUUGAGCUGGUUUUAGAUCAAUAAACUUGAUCCGAGGAUCCGAGGAUUCUGUUGAGGAUUUCUUGUAGCUGAGGAAGUUUGUGUCAAAAGGGUAGCCCAUGAUCAGGAUUGUGAUGGAGAGAUGAUUGUUUUGAGUGAUGAGGAGAUUUGCUAACUCAACAAAUGGCAACAAAUGGCCUGCCCCUGCUGCUGGAAUGAACACCAACUCUGCUUUUCUUGUUUCUGCCAUUGUUGAUGACACUCAACUAGUGACUGGAAAUCUAAGGGGGGAGGAUUCAGCGGGAAAAUAAAAUGAGAACUUUAAUUCGGGUUUUGCGAAGGUACUUCUAUUAUGUUAAUUAAAGAUACAAAUAGAUAAUUACAGAAUGGUUCUGAGAGUUUUGAAAUGGGAAGAUGAACAUGGCUCGUAUAGAUAUAUGUACGUGGUGAGUUUG
This is a messenger RNA of Oldenlandia corymbosa var. corymbosa, 3110 nucleotides long. NCBI's taxonomy places the organism in Eukaryota, Viridiplantae, Streptophyta, Magnoliopsida, Gentianales, Rubiaceae. The record is from the annotation of a GenBank genome assembly.